Procambarus clarkii (red swamp crayfish) is the source of this 831-nucleotide messenger RNA. RefSeq lists its product as uncharacterized. NCBI's taxonomy places the organism in Eukaryota, Metazoa, Arthropoda, Malacostraca, Decapoda, Cambaridae. The record is from RefSeq and is a predicted model, not a curated record.
AUGGGGCUGACAGUGGCUGAGAUACACAACAUGGGGCUGACAGUGGCUGAGAUACACAACAUGGGGCUGACAGUGGCUGAGAUACACAACAUGGGGCUGACAGUGGCUGAGAUACACAACAUGGGGCUGACAGUGGCUGAGAUACACAACAUGGGGCUGACAGUGGCUGAGAUACACAACAUGGGACUGACAGUGGCUGAGAUACACAACAUGGGGCUGACAGUGGCUGAGAUACACAACAUGGGGCUGACAGUGGCUGAGAUACACAACAUGGGGCUGACAGUGGCUGAGAUACACAACAUGGGGCUGACAGUGGCUGAGAUACACAACAUGGGACUGACAGUGGCUGAGGUACACAACAUGGGGCUGACAGUGGCUGAGAUACACAACAUGGGGCUGACAGUGGCUGAGAUACACAACAUGGGGCUGACAGUGGCUGAGAUACACAACAUGGGACUGACAGUGGCUGAGAUACACAACAUGGGGCUGACAGUGGCUGAGGUACACAACAUUGGGCUGACAGUGGCUGAGAUACACAACAUGGGGCUGACAGUGGCUGAGGUACACAACAUGGGACUGACAGUGGCUGAGAUACACAACAUGGGGCUGACAGUGGCUGAGAUACACAACAUGGGGCUGACAGUGGCUGAGGUACACAACAUGGGGCUGACAGUGGCUGAGAUUCACAACAUGGGGCUGACAGUGGCUGAGAUACACAACAUGGGGCUGACAGUGGCUGAGAUACACAACAUGGGACUGACAGUGGCUGAGAUACACAACAUAGGGCUGACAGUGGCUGAGAUACACAACAUGGGGCUGACAGUGGGCUGA